Messenger RNA from Cadophora gregata, 765 nucleotides. RefSeq lists its product as uncharacterized. Gene Ontology annotation, molecular function: protein binding. Bases 1 to 765 code for a protein of 254 amino acids. NCBI's taxonomy places the organism in Eukaryota, Fungi, Ascomycota, Leotiomycetes, Helotiales, Ploettnerulaceae. The transcript has a single exon. The record is from RefSeq and is a predicted model, not a curated record.
AUGGCUACCACCUCCAACAGUACUCCUCCAACUCUCCCAACCCUCCCCUCCGAACUCCUCCUCCAUAUCCUCUCUUUCCUCGACAUCCCCGACCUCCUAACCUUAACCCGCACCUCUCACCCCCUCCGUUCUCUCUCCCUCGACCCGCUCCUACACACCACACGCCUCCACCGCGCCUCCAUCUCUCUCUCUCACUCCCUCCCGCUUCGCCCAUCUCUGGCAGAUCUCAUGGCGCAUCGUAUCUAUAUCACACGUACUACGCUUGCAGCAAGAUCGCUAGGUAGGAAUCUCAUCAGGAUUAAAUUGAAUAGACAGCUUUUGAAACGGCCGAGCGCGGAGGAGUUGGUUAGGAUGGGGGUUCUGCCAGGGGAGUGUUGGGUGGGAAGUAGUGGGAAGAGAGGAGGUGGGUAUAUGUAUAGUGGGCUGGCGCCUGCGCUGGUGGAGGUUAAGAGAAGGGUGGAGAGGGAGAGGGUUAAAGAUCGACUGAGGGGGUGGGUCGAGGAGUGGGGGAGGAGGGGGUCUGAGGUUGUGGAGAAGAGGGGUUUGGAGGAGGAGCAGAAGCCAGAUGUUAAUGUUAUGAGGAUGGCGAGGAGGUUUGGGAGGGGUGAGAGGGAGAUGAGGGAGUGGGAGAGGCCGAGGUGGGGGGCGCUGAGGAGGGAGGAUAGGAAGGAGAGGGAAGCGCCGACUAGAGCGAAGGUGUUGGGGCUGAGGAGGUUUUGGGAGAGAGUUGGACGGGAGGGAGGGGUGCCACUGCAGAGGUUGUGA